This is a messenger RNA of Telopea speciosissima, 2146 nucleotides long. Its product is annotated as boron transporter 4-like. NCBI's taxonomy places the organism in Eukaryota, Viridiplantae, Streptophyta, Magnoliopsida, Proteales, Proteaceae. Gene Ontology annotation, cellular component: plasma membrane. The transcript has a single exon. Gene Ontology annotation, molecular function: solute:inorganic anion antiporter activity. The record is from RefSeq and is a predicted model, not a curated record. Bases 8 to 2059 code for a protein of 683 amino acids. Gene Ontology annotation, biological process: transmembrane transport; monoatomic anion transport; monoatomic ion homeostasis.
AUCAUGGAUGUGUGUGGGCAUUGAUUUUCUCAGAUUCUUAUUGAAAAUGGAAAGCUUCCACGAACCAUUCGAAGGGGUCAUUAAUGAUUUCGAGGGAAGAAUGUCAGUCUACAAGAAAGAUUGGAGUUCUGGACUUGGUUCAUUCAAGAUAUUGGCUCCGACUACCUACAUUUUCUUUGCUUCUUGUCUUCCUGUUAUUGCCUUUGGAGAGCAGCUAAGUAGGGAAACAGAAGGAAGAUUGAGCACUGUUGAAACCCUGGGUUCUACUGCUAUCUGUGGUCUCAUACACUCAAUUUUUGGUGGACAGCCCCUGUUGAUAGUAGGAGUUGCAGAGCCCACCGUUAUAAUGUACACCUAUCUUUACAAUUUCACCAAAGGAAGAAAAGAUUUGGGAGGAGAUCUCUUCUUGGCUUGGGCUGGAUGGGUCUGUGCCUGGACUGCUCUCAUGUUGUUCACCCUUGCAAUAAUCAAUGCUUGCAAUAUCAUUGCUAAAUUUACAAGGGUUGCCGGGGAACUGUUUGGCAUGUUGAUUACAGUCCUCUUCCUUCAACAAGCCAUCAAGGGUGUCAUCAGUGAAUUCCACGUCCCCGCGCACGAAGAUCCAAAACAGGUCGAAUUUCAGUUCCCAUGGCCAUAUGCAAACGGAUUGUUGGCUGUUGUGUUCUCCUGCGGCGUACUUUACACUUCUCUAGCAAGCAGGAGGGCAAGGUCAUGGUGGUAUGGGGCAGGGUGGGUUAGAAGUUUGAUUGCAGAUUACGGUGUUCCUUUGAUGAUCAUGUUGUGGACCGGAUUGUCAUUCUGCGUACCAAGCCAAGUUCCUUCUGGGGUUCCUAGGAGACUUAACAGUCACAAUGGAUCACUUUUCCAUUUUACAGUAAUUUCCGAUAUGGCUAAUGUCCCACCUGUAUAUAUUUUUGGUGCUAUCAUACCAGCAAGUAUGAUAGCUGGUCUGUAUUUCUUCGAUCAUAGCGUAGCUUCACAGAUGGCACAGCAGAAGGAGUUCAAUCUCAAGAAACCAUCUGCUUACCAUUACGACAUUAUAUUGCUUGGGGUUAUGACAUUGCUCUGUGGUCUAAUGGGUCUCCCUCCUUCAAAUGGGGUUCUCCCACAAUCCCCGAUGCAUUCCAAGAGUCUUGCAGUUCUAAAGAAGCAAUUGCUUCGAAAGAAGAUGGUAAAGGAGGCCAAAGAAUGCAUUAAGCAACAUGCCAGCAGCUCAGAAAUAUACAGCACAUUGCAGGACCUCUUUGUUAGAAUGGACAAAGCUCCUCCAUGCAAUGAUUUGGUGCAAAACGAGCUGAAGGGAUUGAAGGAUGCAGUUAUGAUGGGGGUUGAAGACGGAGAUCCAAAGAAGAAUAAAUUUGAUCCAGAGAAGCACAUUGAUGCCCAUCUGCCUGUGCGGGUCAAUGAGCAGAGGGUGAGCAACCUGUUACAGUCUAUGAUGGUGGGUGCAACAGUAUGUGUUGCUAUGCCUGUCAUUAAGAUGAUUCCUUCAUCAGUUCUUUGGGGUUAUUUUGCAUAUAUGGCCAUUGACAGCCUCCCCGGAAACCAGUUCGGGGAAAGGAUGAUGUAUCUUUUAAUCACUCCUCGCCGCCGAUUUAAGGUUCUGGAAGGUGAUCAUGCCACCUUUCUAGAAACAGUGCCAUUCAAGCAUAUUGCCAGGUUUACAAUUUUUCAAUUCCUGUAUUUUGUGUUAUGCUAUGGGAUGACAUGGAUACCUGUAUUUGGCAUACUGUUUCCAGUGCCAUUCUUCUUGCUAAUAACCAUAAGAGAGCACAUCCUUCCCAAAUUCAUAGAACCGUGUCACCUUCGUGAAUUGGAUGCUGCAGAGUACGAGGAGUUUGAGGGUGCUCCGUAUCAGAUGUUUAAGGAACAGCAGGACGAAACUCAAUCCGAGAUUAACCAAGUUGCUGUGGAUAUGUGCGAUGAUGAGAUAUUGGAUCAGAUGACCACCCGUCGAGGAGAGUUGAAGAUUCGAACUAUGAGCAGAGAGAGAACUCUGACCAGAGAGCACCGCUCCCAGGCAAGAAUUUACCCUGUAGUGUUUUCAAUCCAAGAGUAGUAUGGCUGAGGGACCUGGAGAAGGAAGAUGAGAAUGAUGAUUUUAUUAUUAUGACUUAUAAUAAAGUAAUUGAGAGAUUGAUUUAUC